CCCGCCCUCCGCCUUGUUGUCAUCACAUGGCAGGGGGCGGGCCCAGGCAGGCGCUGCUGCGACGAGGAGGCAGCGGCGGCGGCGGCGGCAAGUUUGGCGAGGCGUCUGGAGUUUGCUGUGCAGCGGCGGAGCCUCGCCCGCGGGUCUAGCGGGGGCAGGCGGCCAUGAAAGGGAGCCUCCGGCCCAGCGCCCCAGAAACUGGACACGCUCCGCGCCGCCCGAGUGCGCCCAGUCGUCCCGUCGGAAAGUGCGGCGCGCCAACGCGCACCAAGGGAGCUCCGGCCAUGGGCGCCGCGCUGCUGCCGCCGCUGCUCCUAUGCUGCUGCCUGGUCGCCUUCUUCUCCACCUCCUCGGCGCUGGCCGAAGGGUGCCCGGCGCUGCCGUGCCGCUGCCGGGGGGAACUGCUGGACUGCAGCCGCCUGAAGCUGAGCCGAGUCCCCGAGUCUCUCCCGGACUGGGUCGUGCAGCUAGAUCUGAGCCACAAUAAAUUGUCUUCAAUCAAACCUAGUUCCUUGAGUCACCUUGGUAAACUACGAGAAAUAAAACUAAACAGUAAUGAAUUUGAAGCCAUACCAAAUUUGGGACCUGUUUCGGCAAACAUCACUCUCCUGUCUCUGACAAGUAACAAGAUUACAGACAUCUUGCCUGAAGACCUGAAACCAUUCCAGUCUCUAGAAACUUUGGACUUGAGCAACAACAAUAUUUCUGUGCUUAAGGUGGAUUCGUUUCCUUCUCUGAUGCUCAAGUACAUCCACAUUAAUAAUAAUCGAAUAAUCUCCAUGGAACCAGGCGCUUUUGACAACCUGUCUAGCACACUUCAAGUAUUAAAGCUGAACAGGAACCGAAUUUCAGCCAUCCCACAGAAGAUGUUUAAACUCCCUCAUCUCCAGCAUCUAGAAAUGAACCGUAACAAAAUUAAAAAAAUAGAUGGGCUUACGUUUCAAGGACUUCCUUCUUUGAAAUCUUUAAGAAUACAAAGAAAUGGGCUCGCUAGGCUCAUGGAUGGAGCUUUCUGGGGAUUAAGUAGCAUGGAAAUCCUGCAGCUGGAUCAUAACAACCUAACGGAGAUUACCAAAGGCUGGCUUUAUGGCUUGCUCACGUUGCAGCAGCUCCAUCUUAGCCAAAAUGCUAUCAGCAGAAUCAGCCCUGAUGCCUGGGAGUUUUGCCAAAAACUCAGUGAGCUGGAUUUAACUUAUAAUCAUUUAACCCGACUAGAGGAUUCAAGCUUUGUUGGUUUAAGCCUACUUGUGAGGCUGAAUGUUGGGAACAACAAAGUGAGCUACAUUGCCGAUUGUGCCUUCCGAGGACUAUCAAGUUUGCAGACUUUGGAUCUUAAAAACAAUGAAAUCUCCUGGACAAUUGAAGAUAUGAAUGGCGCUUUUUCCGGACUUGACAAACUUAGGUGGCUGCUACUCCAAGGAAACCGGAUUAGGUCAAUUACUAAGAAAGCGUUUUCUGGUCUGGAUGCUCUUGAACACCUAGAUCUAAGUAACAAUGCCAUCAUGUCAAUUCAAGGAAACACGUUUUCACAAAUGAAGAAACUUAAAGAGUUGUACCUAAACACGUCUAGCCUUUUGUGCGACUGCCAGCUGAAAUGGCUACCCGAGUGGCUGAUGGACAACAAUUUCCAGGCUUUCGUCAAUGCCACUUGUGCCCACCCUCAGAUUCUAAAAGGGAGGAAUGUGCUUGCUGUCAGCCUAGAAGAUUUUGUGUGUGAUGAUUUUCCGAAGCCACAGAUAACUGUACAGCCUGAAACACAGUCAGCAAUCAAAGGUUCCAAUUUAAGUUUUAUAUGUUCAGCCGCCAGCAGCAGCGAUUCCCCGAUGACUUUUGCUUGGAAGAAGGACAAUGAAUUGCUGCAUGAUGCUGAAAUGGAGAAUUACGCACAUCUCAGGGCACAGGGCGGCGAAGUGAUGGAAUAUACCACCAUUCUUAGGCUGCGCAAUGUGGAAUUCAGCAACGAGGGGAAAUAUCAAUGUGUUAUUUCCAAUCACUUUGGGUCAUCCUACUCUGUCAAAGCUAAACUCACAGUGAACAUGCUUCCUUCAUUUACCAAGAUGCCUAUGGACCUUACCAUCCGUGCAGGGGCGAUGGCACGACUGGAAUGCGCUGCAGUCGGCCACCCGGUGCCCCAGAUCGCUUGGCAGAAAGAUGGCGGCACUGACUUUCCCGCAGCACGUGAGAGGCGUAUGCAUGUGAUGCCCGAGGACGAUGUCUUCUUUAUAGUGGAUGUCAAAAUCGAAGAUACUGGUGUCUACAGCUGCACAGCUCAGAACACUGCUGGGAGCACCUCUGCUAAUGCAACAUUAACUGUGUUAGAAACGCCCUCGUUUUUGAGGCCUUUGCUGGACCGGACGGUGACGAAAGGUGAAACGGCCGUCUUGCAGUGCAUUGCCGGUGGUAGCCCCCCGCCUCGGCUCAACUGGACCAAAGAUGACAGCACUCUGAUGGUGACCGAGAGGCAUUUCUUUGCUGCAGGAAACCAGUUGCUGAUCAUUGUGGACACAGACUUUGAAGACGCUGGGAAGUACACGUGCGAAAUGUCUAAUACUCUUGGGACAGAGAGAGGCAACAUCCGCCUCAGCGUCAUUCCCACGCCAACCUGUGACUCUCCUCAGAACGCUGCCCCGUCUUUGGACGAUGAUGGAUGGGCCACUGUGGGCGUUGUGAUCAUAGCUGUGGUAUGCUGUGUGGUGGGCACUUCCCUCGUGUGGGUGGUCAUCAUAUACCACACAAGAAGGAGAAAUGAAGAUUGCAGCAUCACAAACACAGAUGAGACAAAUCUGCCUGCUGAUAUUCCAAGCUAUCUGUCAUCCCAGGGAACUCUAGCUGAAAGGCAAGAUGGAUAUGGGUCAUUGGAGAAUGGAAGUCAACAUCAUUUUGUAUCUUCAUCCUCAUCCAUGGGAGGAUAUUUCUUACAACAAAGAGACAGCAGCGGAAUUUGUCAUGCAGAUAACUGCAGCGAAAAUGACUUGGACGCUGUAACGGAUCCAUUCUUAUGUCAUUAUCUGGGAACUUCAGGAAGUAUAUAUUUGAAAAGCAAUAUAUGUGGCCCAGAUAUGUUUGACGUAUACCACACAGGCUGCAAUCCAGAGGAAAGGACAGUGUGUGCGGACCUGUAUGACUCAAGCUGCUUGAAGAAAAAGGAAUGCUACCCUUAUCCCCACCCGCCUGAAGAUCCUUUUGACCAGUAUAUCAGCAUUUCUGGAAUAUACCCUCCAAGUAGCAAAUUGCUCCCCUCUGCUUACACUCAGCGUGAAGACAGUGGAACAAAAAGCUUGCACCUGAAUUUGGAUGCGUGUGAAUUUAGCAGAAACCAAGAGCUGCCUCCCCUUACUACAAGCGGCGCUUUCAUGGGAACAUUUGGAAAACCUAUAUGGAGACAUCAGCUUGAUUCCUUCUCAAGUUGUAGGCAGCCUUCAAUUUGGCAGCCAAACGCUUCUCAAAAUCAUCCUCAUGAAUCAUUGAAUUUUGACUCAGAGUCUGAGGAUGAUAACAGAAAGGACCGGACGUUUCAUGAAGGGGACAGUGGCAAUUGUAUAUACGGACACGCUGCUGAAAAUUUUAGGACUCCUGCUUUUCGGUUCUCUGAGUUGGAUACAUAGCUCCCCCUCUGCCCUGCAAGCUGAUUUAUGAACCAAAGGAAUAUACUACCUCAAAGUGGACAUUAUUUAAAAAAGGAGAGGAAAGAAGACACUCCAUACUUGUUUUUUAUUAGAGCUAUGAUUCAAAGAAAGGAAGAAAGAAAUACAUUUUUUUAUACAGAUGCAGUUUUAUUGCCAAAACAUUAUACAUUUUUAUGCAGAUUAUACAUUCCUUAUAGAAUAUAUUUCUAAUAAUUUUAUAGCUUUGUUUUAACUGAAUGGUACCUUUUUGUAAAUUAACGGUGUGAAUAAUAACUAUGCAUUUGUUACUAAGACAGAUUUCAUUUUGUUGAAAUGGGUGCUAAAGUGUUCUAAAGGAAUACCAACAUAUGUACAAGUUUUGCUUCCAAGGUGUGUGUGCGCGCACGCAUGCGUGCAUUUAAUGGUCAUUCCAAAGUUAUAAGCAGGUAAAAUGGUCAUAUUUCCAUAUCACUUUUUAAUACAUUGGGCUGCCUUGUGCACUUGAAGCACUGUAAUAAAAAGAAAAAUACAACCAGCUUUUUAUGUUCAGAGAAAUGAAAAAGCCGUUUCCCUCCUCCAGCCAUCUUUUCACCAAUUUGUACAGUGCAUAAGCGCCCAUAGCAAAAUAUUUGGCAUCUGAACAAAGGCACUUGCAAGUCUCCUUUUCCAGAUAGUGUUCAUUAUUUUACUUGAGCUGCUACUUUUGAUUUAGGCAGUUUCGCUAAUGUGCAUCACAGUUCUGCAGAGCAAAAUGAGCAACAGCAUAUUCAAACCCACCAUACCUUGGCCUCAUUCCCAGUUGUCUGUAGAGCUUUGCACAUGCAAAGGAACAGCUCAUCCACAUGUGAUGCAUUCCUUAAGGCAAACAUGUUUGAUUUGUAAGAAUCUUGGUGCCACUUGAGUCACUGGAAAACGUUCCCAAACAAAUAUGAGUUAAUCAUUUUAUGCUUCUUAUUUUACCAUUUCAGUUUCCCAAACAAAAUCAUGUCUAAAAAUCUACCAAUAUCCUUUUUUCUUUUCUUUUUUUGCCGAAGAUCGAAAAAUAAUUUAAAACCCUGUUUAUCAUGUCAUUCAACAGUCUGUUAAGCCUGCUUUAUGAAAGCAUACCCCAAUAAAGUAUUUUCAUAACACUUUCAGAAGGUUACCUGCCUAGGAACGGAACAAAGCUUACAACUGGUGAAGUCUUCUAAUUGUAAAGAAGUAACUGGGAACAUUACUUCUUAUGUAUCCUCACUCGAAAACAACAAAAGGCACCCUGCUCUGUUUGAGCCAAAACACUCUGAUGGGCAAAGUAUUUGUGGUGGGGCUACACUGCACAUAUCCAAACACUUUCGUCGUCAGUCGCUGUCAGUUCAGACUCCAAAGCUGUACAGUGGUACCUCUGGUUACGGAUUUAAUUAAUUAAAAAUCCAUAACUAAAGGCACCACUUCUGCACACACGCCAGGCAUGAUAGAGCACUUCUGUGCAUGUGUGGGCGGCGAAACCUGGAAGUAUACCCAAACCUGGAGGUUAUGCAACACAAGGUACCACUGUAUAUGGGAAGUUAGACUGUUUUGCCCUGAUGUACUUCCCUUAACACUUGCUUAUGUUGAAUCACAUUUGCCAUUUCAAUCCUUGUCCACCCAGUUUGGGAAGACCCAGAACAGUUUUGAUGUCCACAGUGCAUUCCAGGUUACAAGUUAAAAACCACAGGUCCCAAUACCUGUGGGGAAACUACCUUUCCACAAACCGAAAGGGCAAAAGCACAGGGUUUUGAAGGUGAUGAUGAUCAGCUGGUCCCUUUUGGUAGGGAGCUGCAUCUUUACUUGCCCAACAUUGAGAUCAUACAGGACAGGUGGGCAUAGCUUGGCUUAAGCAACCUCAUGGACCAAACGAUGCCUUCAUUUGGCCUGUAGGCCAGAGAUUCUUUGGUGCUACUCAAGAGACUAAGCUACUUCCUACUACCUGACAGUUAAGUUCAGUCGCGAACAACUCUGGGGUUGUGGUGCUCAUCUCGCUUUACUGGCCGAGGGAGCUGACAUUUGUCCGCAGUUUUUCCUGGUCAUGUGGCCAGCAUGACUAAGCCACUUCUGGCAAAACCAGAGCAGCGCACGGAAACGCCGUUUACUUUCCCGCCGGAGCAGUACCUAUUUAUCUACUUGCACUUUGACGUGCUUUCAAACUGCUAGGUUGGCAGGAGCUGGGACCGAGCAAUGGGAGCUCACCCCGUCACGGGGAUUCGAACCGCCGACCUUCCGAUCAGCAAGCUCUAGGCUCAGUGGUUUAUACCACAGCACCACCCGUGUCCCUGUGUAUAGUGCGUUAAGGGGGACUCAAAAUAUUUUUCAAGCUGUGUGAGAUGAUUUUCAUCACCUCCAAAUAUACACACAGUAGAGGGCUUACUUGAAAAUGUUCUCUACUCUCCCUGCAUGUGCAAAGUUCAUGUAUUACAGAGAAGCCAUUGUAUUUGCAGCCCUAUAUUAAGUGGAUGUUAUCCAUGUAUUACUCUAAAGUAAAGCGGGGAUGGCUGACCUGUGGUCUCCAGAAUCAGGCAUCCCCAAACUUUGGCCCUCCAGAUGUUUUGGCCUACAACUCCCAUGAUCCCUAGCUAACAGGACCAGUGGUCAGGGAUGAUGGGAAUUGUAGUCCAAAACAUCUGGAGGGCCAAAGUUUGGGGAUGCCUGCUCCAGAUACUGCUGAACUACAAUUUCUAACCAUUGACCAUGGUAGCUGCAGUUGAUAGGAAUUGGAGGCCAACUUAUGGAGGAAUCACAUGAUUCCCUUUUCUCUUAAAGACACAUAUUUAAGUAUUCAGUUAAAUGGUACAAUUCAUCUAGACCAGGUUUAAAGUGGGGGAACCCCGCAACCACGCCAUUUUUAAGCAAAAAAGGGAGUGGUAAGAAAUGUAUGUCAAGGUAUCGAAAGCCUAAUUUACCCUCCCCCAUCUGUGUUCAUAACUCGAGGGCUCCUGAAAGUUGUGAAUCCUCAUCUCAACAAUGUGCUUAAACCCAUGUGGCUCCCUGUAGGCUAAUAUCAUGAGUCUCUUUUAAAAAAACACAAAAAAAACCUUCACUUUGAAGGUGCAAAUUUAUAUUGUUGUCAGACUUUUUAAAGCUUAAUUGAAAGCAGCUGUUGGAACAGAACUCUGUAGGCUGCAUCUUUCAGAGAGUAAGUCUGGAGCAAAAGGUCCUUUCCCCUCCCCAUUGCCCCUCCCAGUGAAGUCAAAGCUCUGUCUUUUUCUCCCCAUCCAGGAACCUGGCAUCCAGAUUGCAGUGUAAUUUCCCUCUUUAAUUUCAGCCCUAGCAUUGGAGACAGGAAGCUAAUCCAUCUUCAGUCACCGGUGGUCUUAACUGUACAGAAUGGAUUUUUCAUGCUUUUGUUUAUCAAAUUGCCAGGUUUUCUGACUGUUAUUGUUAAUUUGUCUUCAUUGUUGCCAGAUGUGGUUAUGUGGUGGCAGACACUGAUAUCAGCAUUUGGGGAUAAUUAACGGUGUUUUGAGAGAAAUUAAUUUUUCCAGGGUUAGACACACAGCUCCGAGACAGUAAUGUAAGAAACCCUAAAUUAGAUUUGCUUGCUAGUGGUGCGAUCCUAUACUCACUUUCCUGAGAGUAAGCCUAUUAUUCAUUGGAUGCUCAUACUCAACAAUUUUCAAUACUUCUAUCUAGAUUUACACUAAUGAGAGUUUAAUUUUACAGACAGACUAAAGAUUUACACUAACGAGAGUUUAAUUUUACAGACAGGCUAAAGAGCUAAAGAUCCGCAGAGUGAGAUGUGUAUGGAUAGGCAGACUUUUGGAUUCUUUCCCUCUUCUUCCUAGAAGAGGGCUUUCAACAAGUUGGCUUUCCAAUCCUGGGAAAUUCCAGAAAAGGAUAGAAAGAAUUGACACCAAACCAAAAUAGAGGAGGGUGGGACCCUAACAAGUGUGAAAUUCUGCUUUUCAUAUUAGGGCUUUACAUCUUGUCAGAAGGCCCAGUCUACCCAAAGUUGGGCACCUCUGAUUUCCAUUGAUUUUAAGUAGAGUAAAUAGGCAUAUACUGUACUUAAAAUCUCCUAUUAACCUCAAUGGGCCUUAAUGAUGCUUAAGUGUAUCAUGCUGUUAAGCAUAUUGCAACGCUUUCAGCUAAUAGAGGAGCUCCAGUUUCAAUUGUCAACUCCCAAUUGCUGGACACUGAGGACCUCUUAAGAUGUCUUACAGAUGGAAUUCCUGAGUUAAAAAAAAAAACAUUUGCUGCUUAUGUUGGCUGUGAAGGUUGCCUCUGGACAAAUACACUGUUUGUGCACAUUUUGAAAGGAAGAACUAUUAUUUCCUCACAAGGCACCCUUCAUUCUGAUUUGUGCCUGUAUGUAGGAACCAGUUCCAGAGUACAUGUUGCCACACAUUGAUUUUUGAAGGUAGAAACAUUACAAAAAAUAUAUUUUUAGUUUGCUUCCACGCACAAUUUCUAGCACCUGAGUUUUAUUAGUUAGAAAGAGUCUAAAUGGUUGACCUUGACACUCUGCGCUCAUGGAACGCAGAGCUGUGCUGUGCUAUUUUUCCGUCUGACACAGAUAUCGAAUAAAGUUUGUAGCUUGAUAUUCAUACAGGUGUAGCACAGGUGAUAGGACACGAGUUUGAAAUGACAUAAUGUUUCAUCAGAAGCUCUUUUCUUUCAAUUUAAAUCCGUUGCUUCAGGCUCUACCCUCUGGAGCAGAACAGAAAACAAGGUUGCUCCCAUCAUCUGCUUUAAUAUCACCUCUCAGUCUUCUGCCAGCUAAACAUCCCUCAGCCAUUCCUCAUAAGGCUUGGUCUCCAGACCUUUUAUUAUCUUCUUCACCCUCCUCUGCAUACAUUCCAGCUUCUCAAUAUCCUUCUUACAUUGUGGCACCCAGAACAGGACACAGUACACAGGUGGGGGUCUAACUAUGGCAGCAAAGAGUGGAACUAUCACUUCCCUUGAUCUGGAUAUUAUACUUCUGUGGAUGCAGCCUAGAAUUUCAUUAGCUUUACUGGACACUUCUUAGAAAGAAAAGCCUUCAUUUUUUGUUGUUUGUUGCUGCUUUGAUUUGUGUGCAUCUGUAUAUUAUCAAAAAUUAAACCAGUGUGCUCAUUGAGCCCCACCUGUUAAAAUAAUUACGUUCACCCUAGGCUGCAUAUUUUGUGUGUGUAUUUUUCAGGGAGGACCUAAAUUCAAUUUAUUUUCCCCAACAGAUGUUUUAUACAACUAGUGUGUGACAUUUCUAAAGCCACAAUCCUACACUUGUGAUUCUGGAGUAAGUCUCAAUGAAUUUGUUGGAUAGGCAAGCAUAGGACUACAGUUUAGAAAAGGAUGGGCUUUGCUUUUAGACCUCUUCAGCCACAUUUUCCUGAUAUGCACUUGUAAGCAUGCUGCUUUUUCUAGUUCUGUGUGUUCCUCAAUGCGAUGUGGCAGGAAUAUUUUCUGAAACAGUAGGGUCCAAUACAGGGAUGAGUUCCUAUCCCUUCCCCCCAUGAUUUUUUUUUUUUAAACAGAUGUUGCCGUAAAUCACUUACAGAACUGACAGCGUUUGGGCUGCAUGACAAACGUUCCAUAAUAAUGCAGCCCGAUAAAAAUGUGGAAUUUCUGAGGUUACUACUUGUAAUGCUUUUGGUGCCGUUGUAAAUUCCCAGCUGUGUCAGCGUAGGUGGAAAGCAAGUCAUAAAUAAAAAGUGUGUAGAGAGAUCUCUUCCUAUGAGCCAAAUUCCAUGACUUCAUUCAACUACUUUAAAAAAAAAAUCUGAUAAAGUCAUUAGCAUUAUCUUAAUUACAUUUUUGUGUUAGAAAUGGUCUACAAUGUAUAUUGGGCAUCUGAUGAGCAUAAAUACUGCGCUGCUUAGAAACAUACAUGCAUGGAAAAGAGACCGGGGAAGACUGGUGUCCCAGCAAGAAAUCUUAAUGAUAACAUAUAAACAAGAGCUUUGUAUAUUUUGAUAGGAGGGACAGGGAGGUUGUGAGAAUCCAACAGAUAAGGAAGGGGGGAAACUCUGCAAUUGUCUGGCUUUAAUGUGCUAAGUGUCAUUGAUAAUUCUAGGAUAAUAAUAGCUUGGUUUAACCUGCCAAGCAUUUUAUGGGAAUUAUAUACAGCAGGACGAAGGAAAUGGGUAAAGUUUUGAAUUUGGUUUAUGUAGUAAGGAACAGUGCCGGAUUUACGUAUAAGCUAGACAAGCUAUAGCUUAGGGCAGGCUUCCUCAACCCUAGCCCUCCAGAUGUUUAUGGCCUACAACUCACAUGAUCCCUAGCUAGCAGGACCAGUGGUCAGGGAUGAUGGGAACUGUAGUCUCAAACUUCUGGAGGGCCGAGGUUGAGGAAGACUGGCUUAGGGUCCCACUCUCUUGUAAGCCUCAAAAAAAAAUAAAAAAAAAUAACAGGAUGUAGAUUUCAAAAAUAUAAGAUAAAAAACAAAAUAAAACGUACAUACAGCAACAGUAUUUUGUGCUGUGUAGGCUCCUAUGAUGUAAUGCCAAUG
Messenger RNA from Zootoca vivipara (common lizard), 10047 nucleotides. It is a transcript of the gene LRIG3, whose product is annotated as leucine rich repeats and immunoglobulin like domains 3. The record is from RefSeq and is a predicted model, not a curated record. NCBI's taxonomy places the organism in Eukaryota, Metazoa, Chordata, Lepidosauria, Squamata, Lacertidae. Gene Ontology annotation, molecular function: protein binding.